GCGGCGGCGGUGGCGGCGGUUGGACGAGUGCUGUGGGCUGACGGAGAGAUGAUAGAGGCGCCCGGCACGACCGAGGCUGGGAAACUGCUCCGCCAGCUGAAUGUCCUCCUGGAACAGGAGUCGCGGGGUCAGCCCAAGGUCUGCGGCCUGAGACUGAUGGAGGCCGCUCACGAUAACGGCCUCCGGAUGACCGCGCGGCUCCGGGACUUUGAAGUGAAAGACCUCCUCACUUUAACCCAGUUCUUCGGCUUCGACGGCGAGACGUUCUCUCUGGCCGUGAACCUCCUGGACAGGUUUCUGUCAAAGAUGAAGGUUCAACCUAAACAUCUUGGGUGUGUUGGAUUGAGCUGUUUCUAUCUGGCUGUAAAGUCAACACAAGAGGAGAGAAAUGUCCCACUAGCCUCUGACUUAAUCCGAAUAAGCCAAUAUAAAUUCACCGUUUCUGACCUGAUGAGGAUGGAGAAGAUCGUACUGGAGAAGGUGUGUUGGAAGAUCAAAGCUACUACAGCUUUCCAGUUGCUCCAACUCUAUUAUUCACUCAUUCAUGAGAAUUUACCCCAGGAAAGGAGAAAGAAUCUUAUUUUUGAGAGACUGGAAGCCCAACUUAAAGCGUGCCAUUGCAGGAUCGUGUUUUCUAAAGCUAAGCCUUCUGUGUUGGCACUGUCUAUAAUUGCUUUGGAGAUUCAAGCCCAAAAAAUUCUGGAAUUAACAGAAACUAUAGAGGCUCUUCAAAAGCAUUCCAAGAUAAAUGCCAGAGAUCUGACCUUCUGGCAAGAACUCGUCACAAAGUGCCUCGCAGAGUAUUCUUCCAACAAAUGUUCCCAACCAAACGGUCACAGGUUGAAAUGGAUCGUGUCUGGACGUACGGCCCGGCAAUUAAAGCACAGCUAUUACAAAAUAGCACAUCUUCCGACGAUUCCUGAGACUGGGCUCUAAUAGGUUUACUAGCGAAGAAGGAUUCAACUUGCGGAAGACUCGCUACCCGAACCGAGCUGUGAACUUCGCCGAGAGGGCAUUUAAGCUGUGAAGCCUGACGCGUAGCAACGAGUUUAGCACUGAAGUUCAGACUAGUUACUGCUAUUAUAGUCUGUUGUGAGGAUGACCCUUUUUGAAGCAAGUGUGUGACUAAAUCAUAAUAUGAAACUUAGAUACAUUUACAUGGGUUUCGAGAUACUAAGAAGAAAGACUCGGGUUCAAGUUGACGUUUCCAGAACCAAAACUAUACGGCUUUAUAGUUCAUUUGGGUCAGUACGAUGAGCUUUGGUGAUGUUGAAAGCAACAGGGCCUAUUGAAUUGUAAAAACUAAAUAAUCUUGAGUCUUCUGAUAGAAGGUCCUCAAAACAUAGGUCACCAAACAAUGCAACAUGCACUUUAGUACGGCUGUGACUGCUACAUUUCAAAACUGGAUAAACUACCUUCAGAGAAUUUAUGGUAGAUAAUUUGAAGAGUAGAAAGUAUAUUUUUGGGGGGGAGUUCCCCUAGUGCUUGGAAUGAUUCUGAACCAGCUUAAACAGAAUUUGAAGUACUCCGACUUACUGCCUAAAUAAACUAUCUUCCUGAACGAGUGAUUUUUAUGUUCCUUAUACAGAAUUUUAUACAGAAUGAUGUUUUAUUACAUUCUGUAGAAAAAGGGAAUUUUCACUGCACCAUCCAAUCUUCUGAAUUGUGGAUGCCCCUAACUUCAGCUGGGUCAUCUGAGAUCUUCUGUAUAAAAAGCACAAUCUUUUGGAAACUUCAGCUUUGCAUUGCCAAUGUGAAUUCAGACCCAGUGUUAAAUAAGAUGCCUUAAGUUGUGCUUGAGAACACUCCAGAAGUUGUUGUUCUUUUAUGAAACCAUUUGGCUUCUAGAAUCAUAUUCAUCUUAUAGCCCAAAUAUCGCGCUCCAGUGGUGUGAAAGUGCUUCAGCUUUAAAAAGAAAGUAGACAAGUAGAGUAUUGCUGGAGAGACACUGUGCCACUCAAAAGUUAAAAGAAGCAGAGGGCAGGACUUCCUUUCUGUAAUUUCCUACGAUGAAAAAAUGCAAUCUACAAAUUCACUUAUGCAAUCUCUGGAGUAUUUAGUAUAUCAGUAGUGUGUCGUCUCAU
This is a messenger RNA of Ornithorhynchus anatinus (platypus), 2084 nucleotides long. RefSeq names its product cyclin G1 (gene CCNG1). Gene Ontology annotation, molecular function: cyclin-dependent protein serine/threonine kinase regulator activity. The coding region runs from base 49 to 936 and encodes 295 amino acids. The transcript has 7 exons. Lineage: Eukaryota; Metazoa; Chordata; Mammalia; Monotremata; Ornithorhynchidae. The record is from RefSeq and is a predicted model, not a curated record. Gene Ontology annotation, cellular component: cyclin-dependent protein kinase holoenzyme complex; cytoplasm; nucleus. Gene Ontology annotation, biological process: regulation of cyclin-dependent protein serine/threonine kinase activity; mitotic cell cycle phase transition.